AUGAGUGUUGUUCAUGCCCAAAAAUUAAUAGUCACAAACGAAUCAAAUUCCUGUUGUAGAUUUGAAUGCACUUCUAGUAAAAACGAAAAAUGUAAACAAUGGAAAAGUUCUUUUUUGGGCAGCAUUUUUCACGGCAGUGGAACUUAUAAAUGGAGUGACUCAUGCGUAUAUGAAGGAUAUUUAUAUGCAAACGUUAAAGAAGGUUACGCCGUUAUUUCGUUUCCCGAUAAUGGAUAUUUUGAGGGUCUUUUUGUUAAAAAUUUACCAUUUGGCCCCGGAGUUUGGACUUAUUCAAAUGGACGACAAGAUGUCGGUUUUUGGAAGGGGAAACUAUUGGUACGACUUAGUAGACCGGUAGAUUUUAUUAUUCCAAGAUUGGCACCAUCUCUUAUUUCAAAAAUUAAACUUUUGCAAUAUCGACAAUUUUCUUCAUUUUCAGAGGGAGAAAUUGUUGAGAAAAAAGAAAUUUUUAAUAUAAACGAAAAUGAAACAUCAUUUGAAAUUUGUCCGCCAUAUUCUACACUUAUUUACGAUCCCAGAAGUAUUUUUUUCGAUAGACCUACAUUUGAUGCUCGUCGAUUUUACGAAUGUGUCGGUGUGACAUUAAAAGAAAGAGAUAAUAUUAAUAACGGUUUAUCAAUAAUUAAUAAAUCAAAUUGUUUUUUGGAAUCGCAAAUUUGUGACGAUAAUAAUUUUUUUUUUUUAAACGACGACGAAAAAAAUAUAAGUAGUGAAUUUAACGAAGAUGAAAUGUCAACGGAUACUCGUAUAGGUAUACUCAAUUAUUACACUAAAUACGGUAAUUUUGAUGGUUUAAAAAACUCCCUUUUACAAAAUAAUACCUUUAAUUUCGAAUACGAUGAUGAAAAUACCAGAAAUGUUGAAAAUCAAGAAAUUCAUACUAACAAACAAUCUUCUUUAAAAAUACUCUCAUGGAAUGAAGGAGAAUUAUGUACGGACAUAGCUAAACAAAUAUAUUUAAAUCGGAAAUUUGAGGACAAGCUUAAUUUUAAAAUAAUCGAAUUACUGAGAGGUACUCGUACAUCUUUUAGAAAAACCGGCGAAAAAGAAAGACGAUGUUUACAAUUUUUAAAAUUAUGUUCUACGGGGCCUAGCAAAGAUGUCAGAGAAUUAUUAUGUAGUGGUUUAAUAAGUGAAGAGCUGAUGGAUAGCAGAGGAAAUAAUGCCAUGAUGUUUGCAGCAGCUACAGAUCAACAUGAAAUUAUUGACAUACUCGCGGACUAUGGAGUCGAUAUUGAUGCUUUUAACGAUGAACUUUUAAAUCCUUUGACUUUAUGCUUGCUUCGAAGAAUUGCAGUCACAUUGAAAUCUAAAAACAGUUUGAUUGUGAACGAAUCGAUAGUAAGUCUCGAUCGUAUUUUUGGAGAUGGAACUUCCAUAAUGGAAGAACAACUUUUAAAUUUUACAAAAAAUUCUUUAACCGAUAAAAAAAAAUCAAAAGAAUCUGACAUUUCCGAUAAAGAAGAAAAUUUAGAUCAUUUAAAUUCGAACGGAGGUUUUAAUGUUAAAAAUGAAAAUUCAAAUCAUGAGGAGGAAGUGAUUGAAAUUUCAAGUUCUGUAAAUUUUUAUGCAAUAUCCGGAAAUUUUACCACGACCAAAAAAUUAUCAUCUAAACCGAAAACAAAUAAAAGAGAAGAAUACCUUAAAAGCAUUGAAAAACCUGAUGCGAAUGCUCAAUAUUUUUUUGCAUUUCAAAAUAUUGAUAAAACAAUUGAAAAACUUUUGCAACACGGAGGAGAUAUUGAAUUAUCAGAAGUUCCCAAACCGUUAAUUCAUUUAGGAAUAUUUACAAAAGAUUUAAAUUUAGAUGGAUUGUUAACUCCUUUACACGUUCUAUCUCUUUUACCGCCCGAUUCUGACUAUACGCAAAUUGCUCUUUUAUUAUUGGGAAAAAAAGCCAAUUUAGAAUUGGAAACAUCUCCUGAUUUUACAAUAAGAGAAGAUGAACUAUCAUUUCUUAAUAAAUAUUACGGAAGGACUCCUUUGCAUCUUUUAUGUAUGAGACCCGAUAUUGAACAUGGAGAUUUGGAAGGACACGUUAUUAAUUUGGGGGUUACUUUGGCUAGAGAAGCGGAUAAAAAUCAUUUUUACAAUGGACAUUCGGGGCUAACACUUUCCAUGAUUUGGGGUAAUUUAAGAUUGGCAAAAGCAUUUUUAGAAUCAAAAUGUUUCGAUCCGAAUCAGGUAUUGGGCGAAGAUCUCAUAUCUCCCAUGUUUGUCUUGGUAUCGAAAGAUUUUCAGAAAAGAACAGAUUAUGAAAAUAGUAUUCAAAUGGCAGACAUGUUACUUAAAGCAGGAGCGGAUAUCGAUUUAGUUCUCACUCUGGCAGAUAAAACUCGAGGAACGUGUAUAGAUUUUGGUUACAAAGAAAUAGAUAAAGAAAAAGCGAAAAGAAAAAUUAACGGGACUGAUAAAUUAGAGAAAGAAGAGAGCAGGGAUUAUUUAGGGGAUAGUGCUAAAGUAUUGGAAUACCUUACGGGAAAAUUACAAAAAUCAAGAAAAAAUUCACAAACGGGAAAAAAUUCUAAUAAAAAAUUAAAAACUAAUAAAGGGGAAGAUUCGAAUGGAAGUAGAAAAGAAAAAGAUGUCGAGAGUGGUAAAAUAGAAGAAUUAUCACAAACCGACAGCAAUUCGUUAUCGAAAAAUUUUCAAAAAGCUAGAUAUUGA
This is a messenger RNA of Pediculus humanus corporis (human body louse), 2688 nucleotides long. RefSeq lists its product as uncharacterized. Lineage: Eukaryota; Metazoa; Arthropoda; Insecta; Psocodea; Pediculidae. The coding region runs from base 1 to 2688 and encodes 895 amino acids. Gene Ontology annotation, molecular function: protein binding. The transcript has 13 exons. The record is from RefSeq and is a predicted model, not a curated record.